AUGGCCUACGAAAAACGAUUGUUUAAGACAAGUAAAUAUAUGCUUGCAAUCAGUGGUCUUUGGUCACACGACAUCGAAAAUCGUAAGAUGUUUAAGUCCCUCUACAACAUUUAUUCCAUCAUCACUCAAACAGUGUAUUCUUCGUGCAUUAUAUCGUUUGCUGUCGCAUUCUACUUGGAACGCAACCAGAAAAUCACAGAAGGAUUUCAUCAAAUUUACAAAUGGAAAAAGACAAUAUCAGCCAAUGUAACAAUAGAAAAACCUCAAGCCGUACCUUUUUGGUUUCCUUUCGACAAAGAGAAACACUAUUUUCUAGCUAUGUCGUACCAGAUGUACCACAUCGUUCAAACAAUGUUUCUGGUUGGAUCUACGCAGGCGCUUAUGAAUUCCGUCUUGGUGUUCGUUAAGGCAGAAUUAAAAAUGCUGCAGUACGAAGCGGAACAUUUUGAUACUUUUAGCUCAGUCAGUGACAAUGUUCUGAAAUCAGGCUUCCCAGAGAAAAAUUUAAGAGAGUUGGUUAUUAAACAUCAGCAAAUUAUUAGAUGGGUAAAGGACUUUAACGCUUGUUUUAAAACCAUAUUUCUUCUGGAUUAUUGUAUUACCUCUCUGCAGUUUGCUACAACUCUAAUUCAAAUUAUACAGGGUGUUAAAAUAUUGUUUAACCUAACAUUUUUAAUACACUGCUUCUUGGAACUAUUGGCACUCUCUUGGAAUGCAAAUGAAAUUUUAAUUGAGAGUUCCACCGGACUUUCCAAAGCUCUAUUUAACAGCCCCUGGUAUAAACAUAGCAAAUACUGUAAAUUCCUAAUAAGAAUAAUGAUAAUGAGAUGUGGAAAGCCCCUGACUAUGUCAAUAGGUCCGCUUGGACAAAUGAAUAUUGACAUGGCAAUAUCGAGAGUGAAGUUAUCCUACACUUGUUUAUCACUUUUACAAGCAAAGACCACUUAA
Messenger RNA from Sitophilus oryzae (rice weevil), 948 nucleotides. It is a transcript of the gene Or10a, whose product is annotated as odorant receptor 10a. NCBI's taxonomy places the organism in Eukaryota, Metazoa, Arthropoda, Insecta, Coleoptera, Curculionidae. Gene Ontology annotation, molecular function: odorant binding; olfactory receptor activity. The record is from RefSeq and is a predicted model, not a curated record. Bases 1 to 948 code for a protein of 315 amino acids. The transcript has 6 exons. Gene Ontology annotation, cellular component: plasma membrane. Gene Ontology annotation, biological process: sensory perception of smell; detection of chemical stimulus involved in sensory perception of smell.